GGCCCCAGCCCCAGCCUUGGCUCGUCACGAUAAACUGAUUGGCAACGUGGACAAGGGUCCCUCAGGGGGGGCGGCCGCAUCCCCGCACCACAGAUCUAUGCCUGACUGUGCAUAAAAGGACAUCAGGUGCAAUGAUCGGUUUUGCAACUGACCACUAAGAAUCACGAAAGGGAGAUAUCCGGAGACAGAAACGUGGGAUAUGGUAGAAAUGAAAGAAAGGUACUUCUCUUUUUCGGGGACAGCGCUGGGAUUCGCUGCAGCGCACGGGUUAAGUCCGUCCGACAGAGAAGCGCAAAUCCGGGGCCGCGGACGACCAUCCUACUUCUACUUCUUUUCAUGGGGGGCAAGCCCUCCAAACCCCCCAGGCCUCGCUGCGCUCGAAAAAGGUCACCUUUGGCACUACCAUACCAUACCAGAAAGGCCCAAAGGCCCGCCUCCACGGCAGUGGCCCCCGGAGGGCCAGCGGAGCGUCACCAACGCCCUCUUCACUAUCAUAGAGAAAAGUGAGGUGAGGUUUGGAGCCACGGCUUCUCUGGAUCGUGGGUCAGGCAGGAUGUGCAUCCGUAUUGGUCGAGAUGACCGCACGAUUAGUAAUCGUCGUGUCAGGCGUUUGCAGGAGAGGUCUGCUGACUUGAAUUAUGAUCGCUUGGAUGAAAGCAUGGGAGCGCGGACAUUUGGGGAUUGGGGAAGACCAAUUGGUGAUUGAAGAGGAAAACAAUCAUUACAGUAUCAACGUCGUUGCCAUUAUACCAGCAGCAGAGGAUCAAUUUAUACUUCAUGCAGCAUCUUCCCCGCUUUCACCAUCACACUCCCGCCCGCCCAAAAUCAUGAUGCAUCGCUUUUAGUG
Hyaloscypha bicolor E is the source of this 847-nucleotide messenger RNA. RefSeq lists its product as uncharacterized. Lineage: Eukaryota; Fungi; Ascomycota; Leotiomycetes; Helotiales; Hyaloscyphaceae. The record is from RefSeq and is a predicted model, not a curated record. Bases 200 to 706 code for a protein of 168 amino acids. The transcript has a single exon.